ACGAUUAGCUAGAGGCGUGUUACGACCAAUAAUACGUCUAGAGGCCUAUCUAGGAUAGACAUAAGAUGUGGCAAGCGAUGCACAUGACUUCUUUAUUACCUCGACACGAAACGAGAGACCAGCAAUGAUGAUAACCAAGAAACUGACUGCGCACACGCGCAACGUGAAUAUCACCCCUGAUCUUGAGUAUAAUGAUGAUUUCGCCAAGGGAGCUACGGAGCACUUGGGAGCCAACGAAGAUGUUGGCUAUCAUCGAUCGCUGGGCCGUGGUCAAAUCAUGAUGAUGACCUUUGGGGCAGGCAUCGGGUCUGGGCUAUGGGUAGGUACAGGCACGGCUCUCAAGUAUGCUGGGCCGGGUGGUAUCGCCAUUGCAUAUAUUAUCCCCGUGUAUGUCAGGAUCAGAAACCAGUUGCUGAACGUACAGCACGUCAACCAACUCCGUAGCAGAAUGGUCGUGUACCUGCAGUACAUCUCGGUUGGAGAAAUGACAACGUACAAGCCUGUCCAUGGCGAAAUUAUUCGACAAUGCAUCGAGUACGUGGAACCUGCGUUUGGGUUUGCAGUGGGAAACUUCUUCUUUUCCGUGCUUGAGCUUUGGCCGCAGACUCAGGUCGUUCCCCUUGCGGCGUACAUCACCGUCUUCCUGAUCAUUAUCGCCUUGGCGAAUUCGUUCGGUGUUCGGAUCUACGGUCACGUCGACAUUCCGGCCACGCAUGGUGCGAUUGAGUUUUGGUACUGGCGAAAUCCUGGUGCCCUCAACAAUGGCAUCAAUGGGAUCUCCAAGGCCUUCGUGCAGGCCUUGUUCAGCUUUGGCGGCGGUAAAUAUAUCGCUGUCAUUGCAGGCGAAGCCCGCGAUUCCCGCCGGACUACCAAGAAGACAGUGCAUCCGGUCUUUUGGCGCAUGUUCGCCUUCUUCGUUGUCAAUAUUUGGCUGAUUUGGGGGUGUGUUGUGGUAUACAGCUGGUUUUCGUCGCUGGUAUCAGUCUCGACCCUGUUUCAGUGGUCCAGUAUCUUCAUCUCGCACAUUCAAUUCCGACGUGGCCUCGCAGCGCAGGGCAUCGACAUCCAGUCUCUACGUUAUCAGGCCCGUGCGGCACCCUACGCGCAGCACUUCGCGCUGGUUUUAAUCUGGUCCAUUGCAGGCUCUGAGAUAGACUUCACGGCAGCUCAGGCCUUCGAUGAAGAAGACCGGGCUAGGGCUGUGGUGGGCUACGAGAUGGCUGGCAACAGAGACACGAAGAUCAUGCAGCGAAUGAAGGACUAG
Aspergillus homomorphus CBS 101889 is the source of this 1264-nucleotide messenger RNA. RefSeq lists its product as uncharacterized. The coding region runs from base 125 to 1264 and encodes 379 amino acids. Gene Ontology annotation, biological process: amino acid transmembrane transport. The record is from RefSeq and is a predicted model, not a curated record. The transcript has 8 exons. Gene Ontology annotation, cellular component: membrane. Gene Ontology annotation, molecular function: amino acid transmembrane transporter activity. Lineage: Eukaryota; Fungi; Ascomycota; Eurotiomycetes; Eurotiales; Aspergillaceae.